Messenger RNA from Fusarium venenatum, 1023 nucleotides. The record is from RefSeq and is a predicted model, not a curated record. Lineage: Eukaryota; Fungi; Ascomycota; Sordariomycetes; Hypocreales; Nectriaceae.
AUGAUUUCCAGCACUGCCGUCAUGGCAUUUGAAUGGACAAUCCUCGUCCUCGCGUAUGUCCUUGUCGCCUGUCGUGUCUAUGUCCGCAUAUUCCUCCGAGGCGUUGGCUUACACGCAGCCGACUACUGGUUGAUCGUCGGCUUGAUAUCCUGCCAGGGUCUCCUUAUCUGCGAUACCCUGACAUUCCGGAUGCAUGCCAUGGAUGACUUUGUACUUGCGAGUAACAGUAUACCUAUCAAAAAGAUCCGAUUCGCGACGAACUACUUCUUUGACGUGGGCAUUUACUUUCCAAAGUUUAGUAUCAUCGCCUUUUACUUUAAUCUCGUGCCUGUUACAAAUCCUAUGAUGAGGCGUUUACUUUUUGCCUUGACUGGUAUAACGGUGGCCUUUGCGUUUAUCACCAUCCUUUGUGAUACUUUCUGGUGUGGGCCUAACCCUUCACUUAACUGGGCGGAAGGUGAUCAGAAGUGCACGGUUUUCACGUCGAUGACUCUCAUGAGGUUGAACUGGUCUUUGAACUUUAUAACGGAAGUCCUCAAUCUCGUAUUCCCUAUUCCGCUGUUGCAAGGCCUGAUGACAUCAACACGAAAGAAGAUCGGACUAGCUGUCGUCUUCGGGAUGGGUAUCAUCACCAUCGCUGUCAGUAUUGGCAGAUUUGCCACAAUGCUCUACGUCAGCAAUGACAUAUCCAUCUAUAUCUGGGCCACAGCCGAAAUCUGCAUCUCUGUCAUGAUCGUCGCCCUAACAGCUCUCCGACCUCUCCUCCGAAAGAUGACCAACUCGAUGUCCACGAGCAGUGACGAUCGCUCAAGGAAUCCGUCCAGGAAAACAGGAUUAACAAGAGGUUCGAUGUAUUGGCCGGGAGGAAACAAGAUACCCCGGAGACAUGUCGUUGAAGUGGGCUCAGAGAGUCUAGCGGGCAGCGAGACGGAGUUGAAUAAUAUGAAUCGGGGGAUUAUGAUGACAAAACAAGUCACUGUGUCGAUUGCUAAAGCGGAAUCGGACGUGGAAAGUAGUCGAUAA